Podospora anserina S mat+ is the source of this 1092-nucleotide messenger RNA. RefSeq lists its product as uncharacterized. The transcript has a single exon. The record is from RefSeq and is a predicted model, not a curated record. Lineage: Eukaryota; Fungi; Ascomycota; Sordariomycetes; Sordariales; Podosporaceae. Bases 1 to 1092 code for a protein of 363 amino acids.
AUGAUCGUGUCGCGCAAUGCCUACCGUCUCGUCGCUAUCGUCUACGGCUGCAUAGUCAUCUACAUAUCCGCGCCCUACCUUUACCGAUUCGGGGACCAUGUGAGACAGACGAACCCAUUUUCGGGUCAGAAAUGGAUCGAGCAAGCCUUCGUCCCGACCGAAGCCGAGCUGGCAUGCCUCAACGGCCAGUCUUCCUCGUUUGAACACCAUCACAACCACCAUACCACCGACGAUUCCGAACCAAUACCAAACAUUGUCCACUUCAACUACGGGCUGAAGAACCCACUGUACAACCCGGGUGCAGGUCACUUUGAUUUCCUCAGCUACCUCGCAGUCAGGUCAGCCAUCGUAUCUCUCAAACCGGACGCUGUAUAUCUUCAUUAUACCUACCUCUCCGAACCACCCUCGCCGGACCCCAACGCCGACCCAUUAACCAAUCCUUGGAUUCGUCGGUUGUCAAAAGACAUCACGUUAAUCCACCAUCCACCCACCUCCUCAUCCGACCACUACGCUCACGUCUCGGACACAUUGCGCCUCAAAGCCCUCCUGACAGACGGAGGCAUCUACCUCGACAUCGACGCCUUUGCCCUCCGUCCCUUUGACCACAUCCUCGCCAACCCCUCGCCCCAUGAUGUAAUCCUGGGCGCAGAAGGCGGAAACCGCUGGGGUCUCUGCAACGCCGUCAUCGCCGCCCGGCCCAACUCGACUUUCCUCACCAGGUGGCUAGAAUCCUAUAACAACACCGACCUCUCCAAGGAAUGGAAUUACCACUCUGUGAUUCUGCCAAAGGAGCUCGCCGAGGAGCACCCAAGCGAGGUUUGCGCCCUGGCGCCCGAUGCGUUUUUCUGGCCGACAUGGACGUGGAGGCAUAUUGACUGGAUGCAUGAGAGGUUGGACAAGGAAAAGGCAAAGUACUGGGAGGGCGAGAUUGAGAGGCAUGGGGGCAGCUUGUUUACGAACCAGCUGGCGUAUCAUGCCUGGAGUCAGAUGGCCUGGGAGAGGUAUUUGAGGGAGUUGACGCCCGAGGUGGUGCGGGGCAGGGAUACGAGGUUUAAUUUGUUGAUGAGGAGGUUUUUGGAGGAUGAUUUAUGA